Molecule: messenger RNA, 756 nt
Organism: Alosa sapidissima (American shad)
Lineage: Eukaryota; Metazoa; Chordata; Actinopteri; Clupeiformes; Clupeidae
Product: centromere protein F-like
Exons: 4
Coding region: 266-736 (156 amino acids)
Biological process (GO): metaphase chromosome alignment; mitotic cell cycle; regulation of G2/M transition of mitotic cell cycle
Cellular component (GO): chromosome, centromeric region; nucleus; spindle pole
Molecular function (GO): microtubule binding; dynein complex binding
Source: RefSeq, a predicted model, not a curated record
UGACCGACCCCCACCUCGUGUGUCAAGUAGAGUUUAGAGGGAUCCCUGACAGCACGAGACAAACUAGCUAGCCUGCCCUGAGAUAGAAUAGCCGUUUUUGUGUAACGUUAGCGUUUUGAUCAAUCGUAACUGGCGGACGUUACAUACGGUAAAGACGACGGAUUUACUCUUUGGAUUUCAAAAUGGACCUUUGAUAACACCACUGAGUGGUUUCUGACCUGCUUGAAGUUCUGUGUGUGGGUGGGUGUGUCACGGUUCUGGCACCAUGAGCUGGGCAGCGGACGACUGGACGUCGGGCCUGACGGGCCAGGUCCUGCAGAAGGUGCGGGAGCUGCAGGCCCAGCAAGAGCGGCUGGGCCGCGAGAGGCAGCAGAAGCAGCUGCAGCUGGAUAACGCCGAGGCGGCCCUCCACAAGCACAAGCUGAAGAGUGAGGAGGUGCGGGCGGAGCUGACGGCGGCGCAGCGGGAGCUGGCGGGGGUGCGGGAGCAGGCGCAGGGGGAGGUGCGCGCGCGUGAGCGGCUGGCCCAGGACCUGCAGGCGCGCCAGGCCCAGGUGUGCAGCCUGGAGGGCCAGCUGGAGGCCGCCCACACACUCACCGGCAACCUCACCAAGGAGGUCAAGAGGCUGGAGGCAGAGCUGGAGAAACUGCAGAGAGCCAACGGCUCUGGGGACUCCAUGUUGUUUUCCACUCCCUGCUGGAACAUGGCAUCACCCUGGGAGCACAACAGUAUGUGACUCACACACCGUCACUCAGU